AUGAUAACAGGAGGAGAUUUCUACAAGGUGAUGUGCGCCAUGGUUCCUCUCUACUUCGCAAUGCUGGUGGCGUACACCUCCGUGAAGUGGUGUAAGAUCUUCACGGCGGACCAGUGCGCCGGGAUCAACCGCUUCGUGGCGGCGUUUGCAGUCCCGGUGCUCUCCUUCCACUUCAUCUCUCAGAACAACCCCUUUGAAAUGGACACAAAGUUCAUCGUGGCCGAUACCGCGUCGAAGAUAUUCGUGCUGGUUCUCGUCUCGCUCGGGGUCGCCGUCUUCCCCGGCGUCGGCGGCCUCGACUGGGUUAUCACUCUGUUCUCGUUGGCCACUUUGCCUAAUACUUUGGUGAUGGGGAUCCCUCUUCUCAACGCCAUGUAUGGCCAUUUCACUCAGUCUCUUAUGGUUCAGCUCGUCGUUCUUCAAUGCAUCAUUUGGUAUACAUUGUUGCUCUUCCUCUUUGAAUAUAGAGCGGCUAUGUUAUUGAUACAAAACCAAUUUCCUGGCCCCACUGCUGCAGCUAUUACCAAAUUCAAACUCGACGCUGACGUCAUCUCACUCGACGAUCGAGACCAGUUGAUCUUGACGGAGUCCGAAAUCGACAACGAAGGUCGAAUUCGAGUCAGAAUUCGACGGUCAACCUCGUCGGCGCCAGACUCUAGUUUGUCAUCAAUCGGCAUUACGCCGAGAGCGUCGAAUCUCUCCAAUGCGGAAAUCUUCUCCAUCAACACCCCGACACAGCUCAACAGCCCGCACCAACCCACCAACUUGAAUUCCGGGUACUCGUCGGACAUGUACUCACUCCAGCCGACCCCUCGGGCAUCAAAUUUCAAUGAGAUGGAGACGACAACGACGGCGGGGAAUACUCCGACGUGGGGGAGGUCCCCGAUGGGUGGGAGGAUUUUCCGGCAGGGAAGUCCGGCGGUUGGGAGCGUGAAGAUGGUGUGGGAGUCGCCGGAGAAUGGAGGAGGAGAGGGACAAGGAUACAAAGCUGUAUUGCCAGGUAUUCGAGCUCAAAACGCUCAAAUGAGCGUUCAAUGGAAGGUGGCGAUGCCGAGUGUGGUGAAAUACUCAAUAAAGAUAAUAUCAGACGCAGGUUUGGGAAUGGCAAUGUUCAGCUUAGGAUUGUUCAUGGCGCUGCAGCCGAGAAUCAUAGCGUGUGGGGGAAAGAGGGCGACGGUGGGGAUGGGGAUCAGGUUCAUAUGCGGACCCAUCGUAAUGUCGGCUGCAUCACUCGCCGUUGGCCUGCGCGGCGUUACGCUACACGCUGCCAUUGUUCAGGCAGCUCUUCCACAAGGAAUUGUGCCCUUCGUGUUUGCGAGGGAGUACGGGCUGCAUCCAGAUAUUCUCAGUACUGGGGUGAUAUUUGGAAUGUUAGUCUCUCUACCAGUAACCCUCCUCUAUUACAUACUGCUGGGCCUCUGAAGAUUGAUCAUAUAAAUUAGAAGCAGCAAUAAAAGGCAAAAGAGAAUCCAAAGGCAUUGAAAUUAUCCCAUCACUCAACAUGACAAAAACCCCAAUUAUAAGUCGACCAACUUCUUCAUGUCGUUUCAGACAAUCAUGUUCAAAGCCGACAAUUGGUGUAUUGUCAUUAAACUGUCGAUGCCCAAAGUCAAAUGGGGUUUUAAGGUUUUCCCAUUUUUUCUAAAGAGAGUGGGAAUGUAUAAUUGUUCUUCGAAGUUUCAGUGGUGGCCGAAAGUGGGAGUUUGAAAAAUGUGUGUGUGUGUGUUUUUGUUCUUGAUUAAAUGGCUUA
This is a messenger RNA of Momordica charantia (bitter melon), 1750 nucleotides long. NCBI's taxonomy places the organism in Eukaryota, Viridiplantae, Streptophyta, Magnoliopsida, Cucurbitales, Cucurbitaceae. The record is from RefSeq and is a predicted model, not a curated record.